Molecule: messenger RNA, 2321 nt
Organism: Mytilus californianus (California mussel)
Lineage: Eukaryota; Metazoa; Mollusca; Bivalvia; Mytilida; Mytilidae
Exons: 4
Coding region: 512-2104 (530 amino acids)
Biological process (GO): N-acylphosphatidylethanolamine metabolic process
Cellular component (GO): cytoplasm
Molecular function (GO): glycerophospholipid phospholipase A1 activity; A2-type glycerophospholipase activity
Source: RefSeq, a predicted model, not a curated record
UUUCUUUUUUUUUUUUUUAUUCAACAACAGUAUUGCACACGCUGUUAACAAUUACUCCACUGACACAGCUAUCUCAGUGAAGGUCCCUGUUUCAUUAGUACCAGAAGUUCAGGGAUUCUUCAGGUAGAUAAACUGCAUAUUGUUAGUCGUUUACAAAAUAUUAAUAUAACAUCAAUAGAUAAAUAAUGUUAUUGAUAUUAUAAUAAAGUAUUUAUAUUAUCUGGCGUUUUUUUUUCGGAAUUUCAUAGUUCAUCCGAGUUUGGGAUGAUUUAUAACCUAUUACCAGUUUCCAUGGGUUUCCGGAUAACUGUUUAUUUUAAUCAAUAUCGAAAAAGAUUGUAAUUAGCUUUUUCUACAUCAUUAUUCAGAAUGCUAUAGUAUAGUCUCGCACCUCUGUUUUAAAAAGAUCCCAUUGAAGCCCAAUAUCAUUGAACAAGUCACGGGUAUGUCAAUCAACAUAUUCCUAAAAACUACAGAUACAUACAAAAAGUUGUAAAAAGACUACACUAAAAUGAGUAGAUUGUCAACUUCUAAAGUACUGUUUUCCUUACCCAAUGAAAAUGCGGAUGAGGGUGCAAAAGGGAUUUCUGAUUUUGACAAUGACCAAUCAAGAGAAAGCAACGACCGCAACAAUGGCAGCAAAAGUGACGAUAUUGAUGUUGAAAAAGGAACCAAUAUAAAUACUAGCGUUGGGCAAGUAAUUGAAAAAAUGGAACAGACGUUUAACCUGCCUUCAGAGUUAAUGCAAAGAGCUCCAUCAGCUAUUACGAUUCGGAACAUGACUACGCCUAAAAGAUAUAAUACCUAUCCUAAUUUGAAAAAAGACUUUGAGGAAGAAAAGCGUAGGAGGGAAUACAAAAUACAAGCUAGUGCUCCCGUUAGAGCAGACACUGAUUUAAUCAAGGGUGCUGACAUCAACAUUUUGGAAAAGGAGGGUUUAUCAUUACCAUUUUCUGAAAACAAUGACGAAACAGAUGCUUACAUGCAGCCGGUGUCUAUAAAACAGCAUAUUGUAGAUGUCUACGAGGAAGAAUUUUUCGAUGCUGUUGAUUCGUUUGAUAGUUUUCGUCAUGAUGAGGAAAUAGAUGACAACAAAUCAAUUUCAGAAGCUCUUGUCGUAAAUGAAAGUCUUUGUAUGGAAUGUGUAAAGCCAUUACAAGUUAAUUCAAAGGAAGAUGUACAAGCAGGUGAUCACAUUGCCUUUCCGGGAAGGAUAUAUGACCACCAUGCAGUUGUUGUGGCCGUGGAAACUAAUACACGGACAGACAAUGAAAUUGAUAUUGAAAUUGUACAUGCUACAAAUACUUCCGCUAAAGCGACAUUCGCCAGUUUGCACCCUUUCGGUAACAAAGCGAGACUAAAAAAAGUCAAAGAAAGGGUGAAUUUUAAAGACAGGAAAAUGGUAGUUUACAAAUAUAGCCGCAAGAUUAAACUAUUUCCUCCUCACGAAAUUGCUGAAAGAGCCAAAUCAGAAGCAAAUGCAGAUUUAGAGGGCGGACAAGGACAAUUUAAAUAUAACUUAUUUAAAAAUAAUUGCGAGCACUUUGCAACAUGGUGUGUUACAGGUAGAAAACGAAGCCUCCAGGAACGUAAAUUUACUAUGGUAUUCUGGAUGUUCCUUCGUUCUGGAUUUCAUGGAAUAAGUGACGAAAAUGAAAGGAACGAAAAAGAAUAUGAACAUGGCAUGCUUUGUUCCUCUUGCUAUGAAAGAAACAAGUCAGUGUUAGGCGUUGAAAAAAGACAAAUUCUUCAAAAGACUGAUGUCAAUAUUGGCGAUAUCAUUACGUACAGCUAUUAUAAUUUAUGGCAUAACGCUGUAAUUCUUGAUGUAAAUGGAAAGGAAGAUAAUUACACAACAUGUAAUAUAGCACAUUAUGCUUAUUGUGGUCCUUUCAAGCAUCAUACAAUCGUAAAAGAAAAACUACUAAUUCCUUUUGAUGGAUCAGUCAAAGUUAUUAUUUAUCCAGCAACUAACUUUAAUACGUAUACCCCACAGGAGGUAGUGAAAAGAGCUGAAGAAAGACUUAAUGAACAAGAAUUUGCUUACUUUUCGAAUGACUCAAGCCAGUUUGCUCGCUGGUGUAAAUUAAAGCUUUAUAAGUGAUAUUCAUUUUUCACGAUUUACUAAUAAUUUAGUUUUUUGUCUGAGAUACAAUUGUGCAAUUACAACGGUGGUUAUGUCGGGAGCUUCAUAUUUCAGAAGACAGAUGAGACGGAAAACCCUCGUAGAUUCUUUAUAGUUGUGUUUUUGACGUACAAAUGUCAAUUGCGUUUGUUUUCAUUUUCAGUGACUACAUUUAAUAAAAGAUAUGUUUUCAUAA